AUGGGAAAAUAUGGUGUCUAUAUCCGACACCCUGGAAAGAAGAUACUCGUGUGGCUUGGUAGCUUUGACUCUGCCAUAGAAGUGGCCAAAGCCUAUGAUGCCGCCGCCAUCAAGUUUUGUGGCUUUGACAAGGCCAAAACCAACUUUUCGAUCCCCCAAAACCACAACAACAAUGUGGUGAUUCAAACCCCCACCACCAUGGAUUCCUUAACAACAAACUUCACAAGUCAUAACCAAGAAGCUGCUAAAGCCUAUGACGCUGCCGCCAUCAAGUUUUGUGACCCUGACAAGGCCAGAACCAACUUUCCUAUCCCCAAAAUUCACAAAAACAAUAUGGUGAUUCAAACCCCAACCACCAUCAAUUCCUCAACAACCACAACAAACCCUUCCUCAUCCAUGUCAUUGCCCAUCCAUGUCAAUUGCUCGACUAGUCAUAACCAAGGUCACUCUGGAUGUAGUUCCUCCUCAACAUUCAUUGUUGUCGAGGCUGGAAAAAAGCUUGAUGUGGAUCUUAACUACCCUCCUCCCCCAAGAAAUCCCUUGAAUCGAGAACAAUGUUAA
Molecule: messenger RNA, 561 nt
Organism: Glycine soja
Lineage: Eukaryota; Viridiplantae; Streptophyta; Magnoliopsida; Fabales; Fabaceae
Product: ethylene-responsive transcription factor 11-like
Exons: 2
Coding region: 1-561 (186 amino acids)
Biological process (GO): regulation of DNA-templated transcription
Molecular function (GO): DNA binding; DNA-binding transcription factor activity
Source: RefSeq, a predicted model, not a curated record